Messenger RNA from Capronia epimyces CBS 606.96, 1740 nucleotides. RefSeq lists its product as uncharacterized. Bases 1 to 1740 code for a protein of 579 amino acids. Gene Ontology annotation, molecular function: RNA polymerase II cis-regulatory region sequence-specific DNA binding; DNA-binding transcription factor activity, RNA polymerase II-specific. Lineage: Eukaryota; Fungi; Ascomycota; Eurotiomycetes; Chaetothyriales; Herpotrichiellaceae. The transcript is spliced from 2 exons. The record is from RefSeq and is a predicted model, not a curated record. Gene Ontology annotation, biological process: regulation of transcription by RNA polymerase II.
AUGGCUGCUCAACAGAUCCAGUUCUACCAAUACCGGCCAGACUCGGACGCACGGCAUAACGCUGUGUUCACGCCCAUGCCAGGCGAGCAGCCGAUGUUCAGCCCCGUGGCGGCAUACCCUCACCACCAGCAGCAUUAUAUGGCUCCUCAGUACUGGCAAGCGCCUGUUCACUUUGCCCGAGCCCAUUACAUGCCCCAGCAGGUCAUGACCCCCAAGGCGUCUCCGCCGUUGGCGCUGGCCAUGCCGAUGCCCAAGUUCAUGGUUGAGCACAAUAGCCCGAUGGAGCACGGCCACUUCCACGAGAGCCGACACUCUUCACCACCCACGCCUGGGCUGUCGGUGUGCCCCAGCACGGCCAGUAGCCCACUGGCCAGCAGCGUGCACCAGACGCCGGUGCACGGCGCAGGGUACUUCCACCAGCUGCCUCUGGAGGCAUCGAAGGAAGAGAUGGCACCUCUGCCAUUCUUGGAAGAGUGGAUGGAAAGCGGACAAGUGCACCUUUUCCCGCAUCCUGGCGAUGCCAAGCUCUUGCCCAGCAAUUCCAAUUCCACCUCCACCUCCGGCUCUCCCUCAGCGCAGUUUAACUCGUUCGCCUCCUGCGCCUCUGGCUGCACUUCGCCUUCACUGACCCCUGCUUCACCUCAAUCGCUGGUCUCGCCCUCGUCCGCCUACCCCGUGGCCGAGUUUGUCAACCUGCGAGAACUCAGCUCCAGCUCCUUUGAGUCUGUGCCAUCUGCCGCCGUCCAGAGCUUCCCACCUUUGCCCACCCUGUCCGCCGAGGACGACGAGCACAAGUUUGCCCUGGGUGCGACUGCGUUCCCCAUCACGCCUGAGCAUGACACGGUCGAUCCCUUCACUCUCCCCCAGAACCCAUCUUUCGAGGCCUCCUUCUGCAGCGAACUAGAUUCGGAAGACGAGUUCAGCUUUGUCAACUUCACUGACGCCGAGAUUGCCUACAACGGUGACAAGAGACAGAAGUUGUCCUUGGUGGAAGAGGAGGACUUCUUGAGCGUGCACAGCUUUGGCAGUUUUGAUGAGGACGACCACGCCGCUCACGCCGGUCUUCCCUCUCCUCCUGCGUCUUCUUUCUCCGACGCCGGCUCGUGCUGUGCGACCAAGACGAAGUCGUCAUCUCAACGCAAGAUGAAGCGCAACAACUCUAUGGAUAGUGACUUUGAGUUCCAGCACAUGACCGAGGCGGAUGCAUCCAUGAACACCGAAGGCCAAACCAACUCCUCGGCCACUUCCCAGGAUCACCAAAGCCCUACGGACGAUAACAACGCCUCGAUCAACGCCGACGGCUCUGCUCAAUCGCAGCCGACCCCCACCAACCGCCGGGGUCGCAAGCAGUCCUUGACUGAAGAUCCAUCCAAGACUUUCGUCUGCACGCUUUGCUCUCGUCGCUUCCGCCGCCAAGAGCACCUCAAGCGUCACUACCGCUCUCUCCACACGCAUGACAAGCCAUUCGAAUGCAACGAAUGCGGCAAGAAGUUCUCUCGUUCUGACAACCUGGCUCAACACGCCCGUACCCAUGGCAGCGGAGCCAUCAUCAUGGGAGUCUUGGAGAAUGGCGAGCUCCAGCCACAUCAGCCCUACAACGAGGAGAUGGGCCACGUGCUCUAUGAGGCCGCUCAACGCGCCGCCAUGGCCACUUCCUCCAGCAGCAGUGGCUCCGAGAGCUCUUCUUCGGGAGACAGCAAGCGCGCCCUGAAGAAGAGAAAGCGAGACGAGUCUCUGUAA